Messenger RNA from Linepithema humile (Argentine ant), 5751 nucleotides. NCBI's taxonomy places the organism in Eukaryota, Metazoa, Arthropoda, Insecta, Hymenoptera, Formicidae. The record is from RefSeq and is a predicted model, not a curated record.
CGUGAACUUGCACAUUGCGGCAUUAGAAUUCGCGCGACUUCCCCGCCGCGGGGAAAACGCCUCGGCUCGGCCACGAGGACGACGACAGCGGCGACGACGGUAGUGCGUCCGCGACUCAAGGUUGUCGCGGCAGACUUUCUGCCCAACCGGUUUCCAGCCGCGACAUUAAGUGUACGUGACUUUCCUCCGCGAGCGAGUACGUGAACUUCCGCGAGGCCGGUUGUGCCGAGAUCCCGCGAAAAUCUCGAACCGGGUUUAACAUUUCGGAGGAAAAGAUUUCAUAAAGAAGAGACGGACGGCAAAUCCCAAGAGGUGCACGCAAUCGGUCGACAGCUCGCGGGAUCAUGAGCAGGUCCUGAUCGCCGGUCACUCGUGGGCCGCGGAGCGAUGAUGGAUGCGGCGUGCCGACGUCACCGAGAGUCGCAAGUCCAGCAUUAACGGCGACGCGACGACACCGUCACCCGGAGGGGUUCAUCACGACGAUCCCCGGCAGGAACCGACGAGCGAUCUAUCUUCCCCGCUCUUCGCACCCCUCGUCCCGCGGUUAAUCGGACCUGGAGAAUGAGCAUCGUGGCCAUUGCCCGCAGGAAUUGGGCGCUACGCCUAUCGAUAGUGCUGAAUGUGUGCGUGCUGCUGUACGUGUGCACCAACAUCGGCUCCUCCGGGCCGUGGAUCGAGGAACCGCCGACCAACUGGGCGGCGGCGGCGCCGCUUCAGCAGGAAGCUUUCGCCGUGAACGAUCUCGCGAACGGUACGCAGAAGGGCGCCGCCGCGUCGUUAUCCUCCGCGUCGUUGGCCGCGUCCGCCACGAAGGAUGCGGCGCCUGGGACAAACAACGGCGGCGGCGCCAGGAUCAGGCUCGUCACCACGACGCCUUCUCCCAACGGGGCCAAGGCCGAGCCUCUCGACAAGUUGCAAGACCACCCACGUAAUCAGACGGCAAAGAACGGCACGACGAGCGUCGCGCACGAGCCGAUGAGCCUGAAGGAGGCCGUUCCCUGCAACGAGAAGUCGACCGAGCCGAGGCGGGCGCAACGGGGCGACUACUGGGUGCUGUACAAUUACGUGCCGAUGAGCAUGUCGGUGAGAUGCUGGGAGAGCGUGACGUACACCACGCACGCCGACUACACGUUCCUGGACAAUCUGGAGGCUCUGCUGGAGCGGUGGCGGGCGCCAAUAUCGAUCGCCAUGCACGCACCCGGCACCGACUUCCCGGCCACCCUCGACGCCAUCAGGUACUCGAGAAACUGCGGCAGCCCUCUGGUCUCGCAACUGGUGACCUUUCACGUCUUCUUCAGCAGCAAACACGUGCCAAAAUUGGUACCACCGUCGGAGAAGAUCGUCUCCGACACGUACAACUGCUCGCUCGGUCCGCCGUGGGUGAACGUGAGCCUAGCAAAGAUGUACAAGAACGAGAAGAAGUUGCUGUACCCGGUGAACGUGGGUCGUAACAUAGCGCGCGAGGCCGCGCCCACCUUGUACGUGUUCCCCAGCGACAUCGAGCUGUACCCCAGCCCGAAUCUGCCCGCCAAGUUCCUGGAGAUGAUCCGCAGACGGGAUCAGCCGGCCCUCCACAAGCCCAAUCCCAAGGUCUUCGUACUGUCGAUCUUCGAGGUGGACGAGAAGAGUCAGCCGCCCAACAACAAAACGCGUCUGGUGCAGAUGCUGAAGACGGGCACCGCCAUACCAUUCCACAAAAAGCUAUGUUCUGGCUGCCAUAAUGUGCCGAAGAGCAAAGAGUGGCAGGAUGCGCCAGAGACGGAUGAUCUGCAUGUGUUCCACGUCGGCAAGAGGACUGGCAGCUUCGUGCACUGGGAGCCGAUCUUUAUCGGGACCAAUAACGAUCCUCUUUACGACGAGAGACUCAGUUGGGAGGGAAAGAGCGAUAAAAUGACGCAGGGUUACGCGCUCUGCGUUCUCGAUUACGACUUCCUCAUCUUGGACAACGCCUUCCUGGUACACCGGCCCGGCAUCAAGAUCUUCAAGAAGGAUCCGCAUCGCGACAUGCUCACCGCCAAGACGAACGCGCUCAUUAAGAAGAUCAUCAUGCCGGAGCUGAAGGUGUUGUACGGCACGAGGAAGGGAUGCGCCGUGUAGCCCGUGGAGUCACGGGCACGUCGACGCGUGCUCUACAGGUGUUCGUCCGCACGACGGGACCGCCUGCAGCCCUCCCUGCUGCCUGUGCAGCGGCAGAUCGCCGGAAACCGCAAAAUGCUGCCAGUCACCCGCGGACGCCGGGAUCGCGCUCAAACGCGCUCCGCGCGUUCCCCUCGCGUUCGCAAGCGGGGCCGGAGGAAUGCUCGCUACAAACUUAUAGCAGAGGUCUCCUCUUCGAAUUAUGCCAACUCAACGGUGCCGAACGAACAAACGAAUUAUCGCGUAAGUGUCCGGUGAAUUAGAGCGACGACGUUGUAACGGACCACGAUGUUACUCCCACGAGAAACGUCUCAUCAUCAUCGUUAUCGCCGUCAUCAUCUUUGUCGUCCGCGAGCGUCGGCAUUAACGUUAAACGAGAAACAUCAUGGCAACGUGAAGGACGAUGGUUACGCGAAAGAAGUAGUGUGACAUCGCGACGCUUAAAUUCUCUAGCUUUCGUAAAGGAAAAUCUAGCGUGUAAAGGAAUCGUACUACCUAUUUUUCACUUGGUGGAUAUAUCCUCCCGUAGCAAGUACGAUUGUACAUAAUAAAACGGUGCCUCAUAUACAUCAAUACGUUCGCAGGAUUACUGUGCUUUCGGUGAAAGUUAUGAACGACUGUUUCAAUUGUAACGCGAUCUCUUCGCGAACCGCAACUGUCAUUGUGUCCGCAGUGUUUCUUAUUCGUGAAAUAGGAAUAUUAAGAAAUAUUACAGGACAUUGUUACAAUUGUAAAUAUUACCGAAACGAAUUACUUUUGGUAAUAAAUUAUUUACAACAAUUAAAAUAUUGAAUAACAAUGUCAUUUCUUUUAUCGAAAAGUCGUAUAAAGUAUCAGAGUAUAAUUGUUGAACUUGUCAUCAUCAUUUUGAUAUACAUUUUUUCUUUCAAAUAGUCUGCAUAGUUUUAGACCUCAUGCACGAAGAAAAUUUUAUAUAACAAAUUACUAUGAUACGACAGUAGUGAUCACGGAUUAUAAGAGGAAUUAUAAGUCUAAAUACUAUAGCCAUUAUGUGAAAAAUGGUAAAAAUUUUUAUAAUUUCUUUAUGAUCCACGGCUGUACAUAGUCAUUUUUUAUAUAAAAUUUUCUCCAAAUGGAAAAUAAAAUCAUUUUUUUCUUGCUGUAGUAAUUUACAUUCUACUUAGAACACAUUUCUGAGAUGCCAGUUCAAUCUACAUCGACUGAUGAACUUGGGCUGAGUAUAGUGGCGUGUAUAAAUAAGUCAAACGCAUUAAAAGUUUGUAUUCCGAAACUACCACAAUUACUACUCAUUACAAUUACAUUAUACAUUUGCACUACAUUCACGGCAAACGUGGUUCCCCAUCUGUCUAUAGACUAUCGGCCCUUGAAACAAGAACAUAGUAUGUGCGAAAUUAUUCACGAAUGAAGAAAAAAAAUCACCGUCCAAGACUGAGGGAUAUUUGAUAUAAAUUUUUUAGAAACUUCACAAACGAGUAACCCGACCGAUGAAUUAUUUAUUGUUCAACUUUCCAUUAAUACGAUGUCGCACAUUUGGACUGUACUCAAUAUUUUGUUUUGAUGGAUAACCGCGAUUGAUGGAUAACCGCGUAUUAUUGCGAGUAAGGAAAACGACACGGUGGGUGGGAUGAAGAUUGAAUCGCGUUAGAGAAAACAACUUGCUCGUCGCACUUGUAAUAAGAAGCCUUGUGUGCAAUGCCGCGUAUAUUUUGAAAAAAAAAACAAGGAAAGUUAUCUUACAAAUGCAAUUUGUCUUAUAUAUCAAAAAAAAAUAUUUCGGUCGCGUGGUCACUGUCCUUCGGCGAUCGAAUGUGAAUGUAGUAUUUUCUAAUCUUAAGCGAGUUAAAACACAUAUUACUGUCCACAGUAUUACUAUACUUGCACACAGACGCCUGUCUAAUGUAAUAUAUAACCGUAUUUAGAAAGGUCAACACACGUUUCGCAGGAGAAGUUCUCUCGUAUAACAUCAAUCUCUCUUAAGCGAAUAGUAGUUCUAAAAACAGAUAAUUUGUGUGAAAAUUCAGGAGCUUUUUUGAAGAUUGAUAGACGUUAAAAUGAUGUUUCACGCGAUCUGUUGGAAGUUAUUAUUAGCAUUCCUUGCGAUAUAUUGCAAGAAUUUAAUAAUGCUGCCAUGUAAAUGUCGGAUGCUAUUAUGCGUUUUUAUUCAAAUCUUCAAUCCAUGUUUUUUUUUCGCUCUUUGAUGCGGCAAAAAUGUGUUGGCGCAAAAUAUGAUAUUUAACUAUAUCGUAUUAUCGGAUAUGAUGCAAUUGUUUAUUGUAGUAAGAUAACGUUUACUGUACAUACUGUGAACCGUAUACUUUUCUAUUUACACUCCGAGUAAUAUAUGACCAGUGUACAUGUACAUAUGAUCUUUGUAAUUAUUAAGACUUGAACGAGAGCAGUUGGGUCAAUAUCUUGAGAAUGAGUUAGAGUAAUUUUAAUCGAAGCAGAAUGCUGACUCAUUUUUUUGUGAUAAUAUUAGGGCACAAACUAAUUGAAAUCUGUAAACGUGCUUCGAUCGCUGUAAAGAUAUUCUUGACGUCGGAUAAUUGUGUAAUUUUAUGUAUAUUAAUGAUUUUGGUUGGAAAUAUUAAUCAAUGAAAUUUUGUCGAGCAGUAUAGUUCGUUUAAAGAUAAUAAUUGAAAUUUUUUUAUUUCAUAAAUAAUUUGUAACAUUGUUUCGUUUAUAUUAUGUUAUCUUCUGCUUGAAGAACUUGCUGGGGUGGUUAAUUAAUUAUCCUCAGAGUAUCAUACAUGUUGAAUGCGUUGCAAUCUAUAGUUAGGAAUUCUACAUAUCGUCAAUGUUUUCAAUGUGUUAAAUAUUGGACUCAACUUCAUAUAAGUUCCUUUUAUCUCCUCGCCUUCUCUCUUAAUUUAUCGGGGCUGUGCAACCGCGCGUAUGUGUAUUGUGUCGCUCGUAAAGUGUAAUGUAUAUUCUGUGCCUUAUAUAUACAUAUACAUAUUGUCUCUGUCUCCUUGCGUGUGUGCGUGCGAGUGCCAAAAAUGUGCGUGUAUGUUUACAAAGAGCUACGUGAGCUGACCAGGGAGAUAAGCUGAAAGAAAAGCUGACUCAAUUAUACAAUUGAUACAAACCGUAGGGUUCAGUUUAACCGUAGAAAGAUUUUUAUAUCUAUUCCAAAGUGGUUGUAACGAGGGAGAGAAGAAGUCACGCGAGCAGAAUGCCGCGCGCGUUUAUCGUAUAUCUCGUUUCUCUAUCUUAGCGUAACCCAAUUCAAAGAUCCAUGCCGCGUUACGCGCCAAAGUAAGAUAAUACCAGUGUCCGUGCCGCUGAGUUUGUCUCUCUUGACUGAGCAUUUUCAUGCAACAAGCAUGAGACUGCGAACGAGCUACGGAAGUAUCGCUUACGCGGAUAUCGUUUUUCAGAAUAUAUUCCUACGCGUUACGAUAUUUGUAAUUAGUGUAUAUACUUGCGACUGUAGAUAAGAGCUGUGUCUCAUCGGCUGUUUCACUCGACAAAAUAUGUUAUUACAUGUAGAUUACACGAAGCGAUUGAAUUUGCCGAUUGGAACAAAAGAAGCGCCGCGUUAUCCUCGUUUUUACGCAUAAUAACAUUUCAGGUUUAUAUAAUGAUAUUUAAAAAAAAAAAACAUUCAGAGAUGCAGGUAUCGAUACCUCG